Messenger RNA from Branchiostoma floridae (Florida lancelet), 1122 nucleotides. Its product is annotated as collectin-12-like. The coding region runs from base 264 to 908 and encodes 214 amino acids. The transcript has 3 exons. NCBI's taxonomy places the organism in Eukaryota, Metazoa, Chordata, Leptocardii, Amphioxiformes, Branchiostomatidae. The record is from RefSeq and is a predicted model, not a curated record.
AGCCGGCCUAGGAGUGUGUAUGCAACCAGUGCCCGUCUGACUCCCUUUGGCCGGUUGUACUAUUUUGCCAGCUUUAAUCUUAAUGGCACCGUAGGAUCUGCUUGGAGAUUAUUACUCAACCUGCCUUGGGGGCAAGUUUUGUCACUCUUGUACGACCAGAUUUCAUUUCGGCUACGUUUUCCGUGACGCGCAUCCAUUUCCGUGAGCUGUUCAUUUGUAUAAAAGAGCGUUUCAUAAGAGUGAGGUACAGAUUCGCGCUAACGAUGAGCUCGGACAAACUCCUCGGGCAAAGGUGCUCCGGCUCCCGCCGGGAUCGCUCCCAGUUGUCGGUCGGUUCCCUUGUUGUGGUCUUGUCCGUGGGACUUGCAACCGUCGUCUGCGUGGUGGUUAUUUUGGAGCUGAACAAAUCAAACUCGGAGCUGUACAAGGUAAACUCGGAGCUCACGUCUCUGAAGAUAGAUUUUGCCUCGCUGAAGGCCAGACUGGAAGCGGAGAAGGGUGCAGGAAGUUUGGAAACAGCAUUUAGGGAGCGACUGGCCGUGGUCGAGACCAGGAUUCAAGAUGGCGUGUAUUUGUCAGGCUGGGAGGGGAAUCCGAAGCCAAACGUCCAGACUGACAUCGCCUCAUCGUCAGAAAAGAACAGUACGGAAGGGAACAAUGCCUUGUCCGAAGCAAACCACCCUCGGUACAGGCAGAAGAGAUCGGCAAAUUCAUUGACCCUACCAGUCGGAGGCUGUGCCCAAGGCCCUGCCGGCAGAGAUGGACGAGACGGCAGAGACGGGCUGCCCGGCCGGGACGGAGCUCCGGGGGUUUCCGGAGAAACUGGUCCGCCAGGUCCUCCUGGGCCUCCGGGUCCUGUGGUCAAUUCUAGCCUGGUAACCAUACUACUAGGAACUAGCGUGCUAUAAUUCGAAAGACCAGCUAAAUGUACGGUAGGUGGAGAAUGGUUGCCAGACUAAUUGUAAAAUAUAUUAAAAAUAUAUCUGGACUGGAAAGAUAGUUGUAACCGGCUGCAGAUUUUGGAAUCAUGCUUAGACUAUAUAGCUAGUGACGAUUUGAAAACGUUCUAGUACUUUUAAAUGGCGCGGAUUUGUUUUAUAUUUACCCACACGCACGCACACG